This is a messenger RNA of Thelazia callipaeda (thelaziosis nematode), 411 nucleotides long. The record is from the annotation of a GenBank genome assembly. NCBI's taxonomy places the organism in Eukaryota, Metazoa, Nematoda, Chromadorea, Rhabditida, Thelaziidae.
AUGGUUGGGGAAGAAGAUGAAGUUACUGACGAUGAUUUGCCAGUUGAUAUGGAUAUUUUAGAAAAAGUCUGUACUGGAAAAAAAAUGAUUGAUCCUAGACCGUUUGAGAAAAUCGAAUUCAAUCCAUUUGGUCCAGUAGCUAAAAUGAAAGCGGAUGAUCCAUUAUUUGAUCGUGAUACAAUAUUGUUCUCAAAUACUGUUGAAACUGUCAUUCGACUUCAGCCUGAAGGUGAUGAAAAGGUAGGACACGGUAGAGGUCCUAUGAGGCAUCGAAUUCGUUGGGUUGAUAAAAUUAGCGUAACAUGCUUUGACCCUAGGGAUCGUCGACCAAAAGAAGUACAAAAGCGAAUACCAGUAACCGAACCUUUGAAAAAUGUUUCGCGAGAUAAAAAGUCGUCGAAUGAAAUUUAA